Trypanosoma grayi is the source of this 1008-nucleotide messenger RNA. RefSeq names its product putative cyclin. Gene Ontology annotation, cellular component: centrosome; cytoplasm; nucleus. The transcript has a single exon. The coding region runs from base 1 to 1008 and encodes 335 amino acids. Gene Ontology annotation, biological process: regulation of cyclin-dependent protein serine/threonine kinase activity; mitotic cell cycle phase transition. The record is from RefSeq and is a predicted model, not a curated record. Gene Ontology annotation, molecular function: cyclin-dependent protein serine/threonine kinase regulator activity. NCBI's taxonomy places the organism in Eukaryota, Euglenozoa, Kinetoplastea, Trypanosomatida, Trypanosomatidae.
AUGGCGGAGCGCCACGUGCUUUCCGAUCACACAAACCGUCCUUUGUUGACGCGAAAGUCGCUCCCUCCUUUGGUGUCUCCGUUGCACACAGGGAAUAAAGGAUCUGUUGUGGAAUGCUCGAAAGGGGUUGACGCUAUACAUCAUUUUCAUCAAACCGAUGUGAACUGUAGUCCAGUUUAUGUACCCGAAUACAGCUCUGAAAUUGGUGACUAUUUUCUAGUUUCGGAGAGAAACCACUAUCGAGAUUCGAAUUACAUGGCAAAUCAAUCCGAGAUAACCGAAAAAAUGAGGAUGAUUCUCGUGGAUUGGCUUGUUGAUGUGGUGACGAAAUUUAGACUUCAUGCAGAAACCUAUUACUUGGCCGUCGACAUUGUGGAUCGGUACCUUGGCGCUAAGGGAAUUGGCAGGGCGAGGCUCCAACUGGUUGGUAUUACUGCUAUUCUUCUUUCUGCAAAGCACGAGGAAAUAUGGCCACCCGGAAUAAAAGACUGCGUUUUUAUCUGUGCAAACACCUAUUCCGCACAGGAAGUAUUCGAGAUGGAGAGGGAUAUCGCAGUGACAUUGCGGUUCAAGCUAACUGUUCCCACAACCUAUCCAUUGGCUUGUCGCUUUCUCGAAUGUGGAGACAGUGAACCCAUUAUCCGUGAUGCUACGUUUUUUUUCUUGGAGUGUGCCGCUCACAGCUAUGAAAUGCUACAACACCUGCCUUCUCGGGUGGCAGCAGCUUCUGUUUUGCUCGGUCGUUUACUCGUUGUGUGGAAUAGCUGUAUUGAUCGCUCCGGUAUUGUACCAAGCAAAUUGUGGGGCCGCGACAUGAUGCGUGCUGGUCGCGGCAUAACGCUUGAUGAAAUUCUUUCUGUGGCUGAAAAGCUUCUGAACUUCACAAGAAGCUUCUCUACACCUUUAUCAAAGCUUCAGGCUACGCGGCGCAAGUAUCUUUCGCAGAAGUAUAAUAGUGUAGCUUCAUUAGAUCUGCCUACACUUUCAUUGAUCUUUUUUUUUAGAUGA